Molecule: messenger RNA, 5684 nt
Organism: Spodoptera frugiperda (fall armyworm)
Lineage: Eukaryota; Metazoa; Arthropoda; Insecta; Lepidoptera; Noctuidae
Gene: Fs(2)Ket
Product: importin subunit beta-1
Exons: 10
Coding region: 112-2769 (885 amino acids)
Biological process (GO): protein import into nucleus
Cellular component (GO): cytoplasm; nucleus
Molecular function (GO): nuclear import signal receptor activity; small GTPase binding
Source: RefSeq, a predicted model, not a curated record
GCAACUAGUAACAUUUUAUCAAUGAGUGUUCUUCCGUCGGUGGUGUGCCGGUUUCUAAUUUUUACAUUUUCCAGUUUUAUUAUCUAAAGUUUUGAAGAAACAGUGUCAACAAUGCAUACAGAAACGACAUUAACACUCAUACAAAUAUUAGAAAAGACUGUAUCACCAGAUCGAAAUGAAUUGGAAGCUGCAGAAACUUACCUUGACCAUGCAGCUGUUACCAAUUUCACAACAUUUAUCAAAAUGUUGUCUGAUGUCCUGGUUGCGGGAGGAAACAGCCAGGUGGCUAGGAUGGCUGCAGGUUUACAGCUAAAAAACCACCUCACCUCUAAGGAUCCUACACUAAAACAACAGUACCAACAGAGGUGGCUAGCUCUUCCUGAGGACAUCAGAUUAUAUAUUAAGAAAAAUAUUCUAACGGCAAUUGGAACUGAGAAUAGUAGGCCUAGCUCAGCUGCUCAAUGUGUGGCCUAUGUAGCAGUGGCAGAACUUCCUGUAGGACAGUGGAAUGAUCUGAUACCUAUCCUUGUAGAAAAUGUUGUUAAUGCUCAAUCUACAGAACUUAAAAAAGAAGCAACAUUAGAAGCAAUUGGUUACAUCUGCCAAGAAAUUGAUGCAGAGGUCUUAACAGAACAAAGCAACCCCAUUUUAACUGCUAUCAUUCAUGGAAUGAGAUCUAUUGAAACCAGCAACCAUGUUCGUCUUGCUGCCACUCAAGCUUUACUAAACUCAUUAGAAUUUACUAAAGCCAACUUUGAUAAAGAAAAUGAGAGGAAUUUCAUUAUGGAAGUUGUAUGUGAAGCCACACAGUCAAGUGACAUGAGAAUUAGUGUUGCAGCUCUUCAAUGCUUAGUCAAAAUCCUCUCUUUGUACUACCAAUAUAUGGAACCUUACAUGGGUCAAGCACUUUUCCCCAUCACUUUAGAAGCUAUGAAGUCUGAUGUUGAUGAAAUUUCACUUCAAGGCAUUGAAUUUUGGUCUAAUGUUAGUGAUGAAGAAAUUGAUCUUGCAAUUGAAGAAGUAGAGGCAGCUGAAGCAGGUCGACCACCAGCACGUACUUCGAGAUUUUAUGCUCGAGGGGCCUUGCAAUACCUUGCACCUGUCCUUAUGCAAAAAUUAACAAAACAAGAUGAUACAGAAGAUGAAUUAGAAUGGAAUCCCUCUAAAGCUGCAUCUGUUUGUCUCAUGCUAUUGUCAAACUGCUGUGAAGACGAAGUUGUUCCCCAUGUACUACCGUUUAUUAAUUCCAAUAUCAAAAACGAAAAUUGGCGGUAUAGAGAAGCUGCUUUGAUGGCCUUCGGUUCUAUUCUUGGUGGACUUGAAGCAAAUACUCUGAAGCCUUUAGUGGAAAAGGCUAUGCCAACUCUGAUUGAAGCCAUGUAUGAUUCUAGUGUGGCUGUGCGAGACACAGCUGCCUGGACAUUUGGAAGAAUUUGUGAAAUUGUCCCGGAAGCUGCUAUAAAUGAAACCUAUCUGAAACCACUUUUGGAAAGUCUUGUCAAUGGACUGAAAGCAGAGCCACGUGUAGCUGCUAAUGUUUGCUGGGCUUUCACAGGGCUGGCAGAAGCUGCAUACGAAGCUGCUGAUUGUGGAGACUCCAACCAACCUAAAACCUAUUGCAUGUCAAAAUACUUUGAUUUUAUUGUUCAGAGGCUUCUCGAAACUACUGAUCGCCAAGAUGCAGCACAACAUAAUUUAAGAUCAGCUGCAUAUGAGGCUCUUAUGGAAAUGGUUAAGAACUCUCCUACUGAUUGCUACGUAACAGUGCAGAAGACAACUAUGGUUAUUUUGGAGAGACUCCAACAAGUAUUACAAAUGGAGAAUCAUAUUUCCAGUCAGGCUGAUCGUUCACAGUUUAAUGAUCUUCAGAGUCUGUUGUGUGCUACAUUGCAGUCUGUACUCCGUAAGGUAACUCCAGAAGAUGCUCCACAAAUAUCAGAUGCCAUAAUGACGGCCCUGUUGACUAUGUUUGCUGGCAAUGCGGGUAAAGCUGGUGGAGUUCAAGAAGAUGCUUUGAUGGCAGUCUCAACACUGGUUGAGGUGUUAGGAGAAGGCUUCCUUAAAUACAUGGAUGCUUUCAAGCGAUACCUAUAUGUUGGGCUUAAAAAUCAUCAAGAAUAUCAAGUUUGCAUAGCAGCUGUUGGACUCACUGGAGAUAUCUGCCGCGCAUUGAAAAGUAAAGUGCUGCCAUACUGUGAUGAAAUUAUAGUGUUGUUGUUGGAGAAUCUUGGAGAUCCAUCAAUUCAUCGAUCUGUAAAACCUCAGAUUUUGUCUGUGUUUGGAGAUAUUGCCCUAAGCAUUGGUCCCGACUUUGCUAAGUACUUUGAUGUGGUGAUGCAAAUGUUGUUGCAGGCCAGCAAUGCUCAAGUAGACCGUAAUGAUUACGAUAUGGUCGAAUAUUUAGGUGAGCUUCGCGAAAGUGUGCUGGAAGCUUAUACUGGCAUAAUCCAAGGCUUGAAGGGCUCUACUGGCGAGGUAAGAUCGGAUGUGGCGCUCGUGGAGCCUCACGUGCCGGCCAUCGUGACCUUCAUGAUGCAAGUAGCCUGUGAGCCCGAGCGCACGGACGGGCACAUGUCGGUGAUCGCGGGUCUGACCGGGGACCUGUGCACGGUGUUCGGACAGCGCGUCCUGCCACUGCUGGAGACUCGGCCCCUGUUGGACUUGCUGCAGGCCGCUCGACGCUCCCGCACUCCUCGCACCAAGGCACUUGCAAACUGGGCAACCAAGGAAAUACGCAAGCUCAAGCAUCAAACGCCUCUCACUAGCUGAUUUGAACCUGUUGUAAAACUUCUACGUGAAACAAUGCAGCUUGAGAUAAUUUGCCGCUGGUAGUCUCAACUGUGUUGGCAGGCAUAUUAUGUCCAUAUUAAUAAGUCGUUAGGUGCAUUUGUUAGAGGCCUGUAUUAUUUUAAUCUAUUGCCAACAUUUUAUAAAGUAGUUAUCUCGUGUUCACUGGCUUAUAUAGCCUUUAUAAGUAAUUAAUAUUCAAGUAUGUAUUGUACAUCUAUUAUAUUACAUAAUAAAUGAAUAUUUCUCUACUUUAGUAACAUGUUACCAUUACUGUAGCAUAGUAACAUCCAUUGCUUUAUUUUAUUUAAUGAGCAUUGUACCAUGACAAAACAGUCUGUUAAAUUAAUUGUAACCAGUAACAAAGUCAAAAAUGGAUGAAUGUUUAUGAACUAGUAAAAUUUUAUUAUGUUAACUGAUAUUUUACAUAUAAGAAAAAUGCUAAUAUUAUUUGUAAUGGCUUUUUCUUAAAUCACCUAGUGAUUUUUGGCCCCGAACAAUGCACUUAGCGUAGCAUUAUUGAAACUUUAAUAUAUGUGCCUGACCAUAAUUUUCCAUAAUUAUUAUCUUAAAGUUGAAGCAUUUUUCCUAUUUGGUAUUAUAAAUACAGACAGUGGCUGUGGUAUCUUUACUUAUGUGAGAUAAAGUGAUAGUUUGAAAGAGAUGUGUGAGAGGUGACGUAUGUUAUUUUAGGCAUGCACAUGUGCAAGGGAUUAUGAAUUUUAUAAAUUAUUAUUAUGUUUUGUAAGAUGUAUGAAAGAUUUUAUGGAUGGAUAGGAAUGCAUGUGUCGAUGCGUGCAUGAUUAUCUCUGAUAUUUUAUAAACUUAGGCAUUGUCGAUCAUAAUGGAAAUUCGGUAUAUUAAUGUAUGUUUAAGAUUCCGUCGACAUUACUAGAGACUGAAGGACGCCAUAUUGGCGACGAUUCUUUUUUUAUUCAUCGCAAUUCAAGUCAAAUCUGAAAAUAUAUCAUACAAAGUUGUUGGGAAACGUUUCAUCAAUAAACUUGCACGGCGCCCUAUGAAAACGAAGUAGAAAAAUAUCAGAAUAUUCUGGAACUAUUAUAAAAAUCGCCAUCUGAAAGAAUCUGCUAAUAGUAUAAUCGUGUAAUGUGCCGAAAGCUACAUUUCUGAUUAUCUCACAUACUUUUUAUCUUAGUUAUUGCCUACCGUUUUAACAUUAAUAGGCUAGUUUCCUACUGGUCAAAUUGUUAUGUUUUAAAUUUUAUUUAAACUUCAACAACGAUAUUUUCUAUGAAUUUUGUAUGAAAUAGUGUGUUAUGACGUCAUCAGAUUUUUACGUCAAAUAGCAAACUUAUUUCUAGAUAAUUUGCUAGAAAAUUUCGAACAUUAGGUAGAUCAUCAAAUAUAUGAGUGAAAGUGUGAUUAUUUUUUUAUUGUUUAUUGUUCUGAGAAGUCGAAAAAAAAUAUUUUUGACUGAGGAAACUACCCAAUUAGUGGCAUAACUUAAUACAAUCGUAAUCUUUUCAAAUGAUUUACUAUGAUGUCAGAUGGUUUUUAUCAGAGCUUAGGCAGGUAAGCGGAAUAAAAUACGCGCUUCACCGGCAAGUGAUGUAAACGGUUACUUUUAAAAGAUCAAUUCUAAAACCACUAAAUAUUUAUGAAAAAGUAAUAAGCUUACCUAUCUCAAAAAUCUCUUAAAUCUUCCUUUGUGAUGAAUAAAAAGUGUCCUUGCCUUCUGAUCUCAAUAUCACAUUAUUGUACAUAUGUAAUUAAAACUUUUUUUUCUUAUUAUGUGUUAAAAUGGCAAAACCUGAAAGACCAAGCAGACCAUUUGUUGAAAUAACACCUUUGGGCUGAUGAUAGAUAUUGCCAUAAUGUUGAUGCUUUUCGUUGACCAUAAUGAUAUUCACAAUUAUCAAAUUUCAAAAGGGGUAUCUUCACUAAAUAUUUAUUUUCGUAUCGUUUUGUUUUUCUUUUAUAAAGUGAUGAUCUAAAAUGCAGUUAAUUUACAUAAGUAGGCAGAGUCUUUUUUUUAUAUUAAAAAACUUAAAGCCUUACAAGACGUUUUUCGGCUAUCACAUUCGGCAACUGUCAGGUUUGUUGCUGUUAUCGUGACCUUAUCAUAUCAUAAACACUAUGAGGCCGCCGAUAUCGUGUCGUUGUCGACUAGCUCAAAGCGUGACUCAGUUCGAUUUAUUAUGUUGAAAUAUUACAUGUUAUAUUUUGCCUCCUCUGGUACGCGCAAUCACUUGUUGUUUAUUCAAAUAUCUAUUUUGUCUUACUUUGUCGAUCAAACUUGCUUUUAGACAAAUGUACGAUAACUCAAUCUAACUCGCUGUUAUCAAUGUUUAGUCCAGUUCCAGAACUCGUGACUAAUAUUUUAACCAAUUCGUUCCGUUUUAACGGAUAGAAUUCUUUUUAUACUCUUCAGGUUUAGGACUUAAGUGUGAUAACUUAAGUAUGAAAAUACCCUUAAUGUUAUUUAAUUUCAAUUGACUUGUUGAGUGUCUGCUAGUCUGUGAGCAUCACUGAUAGGAAUGAUGUUUGCGCGAAUUAUGCAAGAAUUUACUACGUGAAGUGUGUCAUUACUACCGAUUACUUGUUUUAUUUACUUUAUACAUAAUACAAUAUAUAUUUGAAUAAAAAUACCAUUUGGAUAUAAAAAAAAAUCAGAAAAAGUAUUCCAAAUGUCAUACAAGUUACGUAUGUACUUAUAUUUAAGUAUGAUAGGAGAAUAUGUGAGGACUAGUGCCAUGCCAUGAAAGGUUCUGAAUUAGAAUCAUAGGCAUCGAGUCAAUGAAUACCACCCACUUUUCCUGCGCGAAUCUAAAAUCAAUUAGUUGUUUUGUUACGGCGUAUAUUUUCAUUCGUUUUGACUAUGACUAUCUGCUACCCUGUAAACUGUUCUAUGGUGAUUAAACAAUUUAGAAGUUAAA